GGAGGAGGAGGAGGCGGUGAGGCGGAGGGACGACCCGGCCCCACGCCCGCCAGCCCGCCCGCCCGCGCGCACCCGCCCGUGGCCUCGCGUCCGCCACUGCGCUCGGUAGCGCGGCCGGUCGGAGGGAAGCGCUGUGGCCGGGGUGCCGGGCUAGGACGAGGCAGCGGGCGCCUUGGUGCAGGGAGCCUGACGGAGCCGGAGGUUGGAGCCCGGCGGCCUCGGGAAAUGUUUGGAUUGUGAGCUAUUUCAGAACUCUGUUCUCAGGACCAUUAUUUGAACAUUUGGGAGAAACACAUCCAGAAGGUAUUUUUGGUUCACCACAGUUGGUUAAGUCUCUGGAUGCAGAGCCCACAGAUACGAAGGGCCGAUCGUACUCCUCUUUUACCUCCUAUGUAGAUCUUGAGAGCAUCCACCAUCACAGCCACAGUUUAGUUUUCUGGAGAAUGCUGGCCUUAAAAUCCGAAGACUUAUAUUUGCGCCCUGACUCUUCAUGGAGACUCUUAGCGAGUCAUUUAACCCAUGCUUCAGUUUCCUGAUGUGUAAUCUGACUGUAGGAGGACAGAAGAAUCUGAAGACUCCAGAUGAUAUCUCAACUCCUUUUCAACAGCCUUCUCAAUUUCCUUUCUCAGAAAGCAGAGGCUCAAACCUUGGAGUCAGACGAAUACUGAUAUUUGCAUUUGUUGAAGAACAAAAGAUGAAGAAAGACAAGCAAUAUAUUCACUAAGAAUUAUACCUGCUUGCUACAACAUACCUGUUUGUUAAGGAAUUCUGUGCUUCUUACUUAGAAGUUGAUCAGCUCUGUAGUCCGACUGCCCUGGAGUUUGCCUCCCCGUUAUCUUCUUGUUGCCAGAAGAAAUCCUGAUCAGAAUGUAAGAGUACAGCUCUAUCUAAUUGCUAUGGAAGGUGAUGAAUGACACUUUUUAAAGUUACAUAUCACUCACCGGCAGACCACCAUUCUUUUAAAGUGAAUAGAAGCCAAGCCCUUGUGAACACUUCUAUUGAACAUGACUCAUGGAGAAGAGCUUGGCUCUGAUGUGCAUCAGGAUUCUAUUGUUUUAACUUACCUAGAAGGAUUACUAAUGCAUCAGGCAGCAGGGGGAUCAGGUACUGCCAUUGACAAAAAGUCUGCUGGGCACGAUGAAGAAGAUCAGAACUUUAACAUUUCUGGCAGUGCGUUUCCCACCUGUCAAAGUAAUGGUCCAGUUCUCAAUGCACAUACAUACCAGGGAUCUGGCAUGUUGCAUCUCAAAAAGGCCAGACUGUUGCAGUCUUCUGAGGACUGGAAUGCAGCAAAGCGGAAAAGGUUGUCUGAUUCCAUCGUAAAUUUAAAUGUAAAGAAGGAAGCUUUGCUAGCUGGCAUGGUUGACAGUGUUCCCAAAGGCAAACAAGAUAGCACAUUAUUGGCCUCUUUGCUUCAGUCCUUCAGCUCUAGACUGCAGACUGUUGCUUUGUCACAACAAAUUAGGCAGAGCCUCAAGGAGCAAGGAUAUGCCCUCAGUCAUGAUUCUUUAAAAGUAGAGAAGGAUUUAAGGUGCUAUGGUGUUGCCUCAAGUCACUUAAAAACUUUGUUGAAGAAAAGUAAAGCUAAAGAUCAAAAGCCUGAUACCAAUCUUCCUGAUGUAACUAAAAACCUCAUUGGAGAUAGGUUUGUAGAGUCGCCUCAUCAUGCUGGACAAAGUGGAACAAAGGUCAUGAGUGAACCCUUGUCGUGUGCUGCAAGAUUACAGGCUGUAGCAAGCAUGGUGGAAAAAAGAGCUAGUCCUGCCACCUCACCUAAACCUAGUGUUGCUUGUAGCCAGUUAGCAUUGCUCCUUUCCAGUGAAGCCCAUCUACAGCAGUAUUCUCGGGAACAUGCUUUAAAAACACAGAAUGCAAACCAAGCAGCAAGUGAAAGACUUGCUGCAAUGGCCAGAUUACAAGAAAAUGGCCAGAAAGAUCUUGGCAGUUUCCAGCUCUCAAAAGGAAUGCCAGGCCAUCUUAAUGGUCAGGCAAGAACAUCAUCAAGCAAACUAAUGGGUAGCAAAAGUAAUGCUACACCAUUUCAAAACCCAAUGGGAAUUGUUCCUUCUUCCCCCAAAAAUUCAGGCUAUAAGAACUCACUAGAAAGAAACAAUAUAAAACAAGCUGCUAAUAAUAGUUUGCUUUUACAUCUUCUUAAAAGUCAGACCCUACCUAAGCCAAUGAAUGGACACAAUCAAAAUGAGAGAGGAAGCAUGUUUGAAGACAGUAGUACACCGACAACUGUUGAUGAGUAUUCAGAUAACAACCCUAGCUUCACAGAUGACAGCAGUGGUGAUGAAAGUUCUUAUUCUAACUGUGUUCCCAUAGAUUUGUCUUGUAAACACCGAAUGGAAAAAACAGAAUCUGACCAACCUGUUUCUCUUGAUAACUUAACCCAGUCCUUGCUAAACACUUGGGACCCCAAAGUCCCAGAUGUGGAUAUUAAAGAAGAUCAAGAUACCUCAAAGAAUUCUAAGCUAAAUUCACACCAGAAGGUAACACUUCUUCAAUUACUACUUGGCCAUAAGAAUGAAGAAAAUGUAGAAAAAAACACCAGCCCUCAGGGAGUACACAAUGAUGUGACAAAGUUUAAUACACAAAACUAUACAAGGACUUCUGUGAUAGAAAGCCCCAGUACAAACAGGACUACACCAGUGAGCACUCCACCAUUACAUACAUCGACCAAAGCAGAGUCACCCAUCAAUCUUUCUCAACACUCUCUGGUCAUCAAAUGGAGUUCCCCACCAUAUGCCUGCAGCACUCAGUCUGAAAAGCUAACAAAUACCGCCUCUAACCACUUGAUGGACAUUACAAAAAGCAAAGAGUCUCAAGGAGAGAAACCAGCCCAAAAUGAAGGUGCACAAAAUUCUGCAACUUUUAGUGCCAGUAAACUAUUACAAAAUUUGGCGCAAUGUGGAAUGCAGUCUUCCAUGCCAGUGGAAGAGCAGAGACCCAGCAAACAGCUGUUAAGUAUAAAUACAGAUAAACCAGUAGGUGUGAUUGAUAGAUUAAAUAGCCCUGUGCUUUCAAGUAAAACCAAUGCAGUUGAAGAAAAUAAGGCAUUCAGUAGUCACUCAGCAGGUUCUGAACCAGGACUUUCUGGCUCUGAAAUAGAAAAUCUGCUAGAAAGACGUACUGUCCUCCAAUUGCUCCUGGGAAAUUCCAACAAAGGGAAGAGUGAAAAGAAAGAGAAAAUUCCGGUAAGAGAAGAAAGUACUCAGGAACAUACAGAGAGAGCUUUAAGUGAGCAAAUAUUGAUGGUGAAAAUAAAAUCUGAGCCUUGUGAUGACUUACGUAUUCAUAACACAAAUUUGCACUUGAGCCAUGAUGCUAAGAGUGCACCUUUCUUAGGUAUGGCUCCCACCAUGCAGAGAAGCACAGCUGCCUUACCAGUGUCCGAGGACUUCAAGUCAGAGCCUGUUUCACCUCAGGAUUUUUCUUUCUCAAAGAAUGGUCUGUUAAGCCGGUUGCUGAGACAGAAUCAAGAAAGUUACCUGGCAGAGGAUCCAGACAAGAGUCACAGAGUUAGUGAACUGACACCUCCAGAGUCAAAGAAUCUUUGCGUGGUCCCUAAGAAAAGGAAGCUUUAUACUCAGCCUUUCGAAAAUCCUUUUAAAAAAAUGAAAAACAUCGCCGAUGUUGCAAAUAAUCACAGUGCUCCACAAGUACUUUAUGGGUCCUUGCUCAACCAGGAAGAGCUAAAACUUAGCAGAAAUGAUCUCGAAUUUAAAUAUCCUGCUGAUCAUGGUUCAGCCAGUGAAAGUGAACAUAGGAGUUGGGCCAGAGAGAGCAAAAGCUUCAAUGUUCUGAAACAGCUGCUUCUUUCAGAAAACUGUGUGCGAGAUUUGUCCCCACAUGGGGGUAACACUGUUAUGGACAGUAAAAAGAAAGGACACAAAGAUAAUGUGACAAAUAGCAAACCUGAAUUCAGCAUUUCUUCUUUAAAUGGACUGAUGUACAGCUCCACUCAGCCCAGCAAUUGCAUGGAUAAUAGGACAUUUUCAUAUGCAGGUGUGGUAAAAACACCUGUGAGCCCUCCUUUCCCUGAGCAUUUGGGCUGUGCGGGGUCUAGACCAGAACCUGGGCUUUUGAAUGGGUGUUCCAUACCCAGUGAGAAGGGACCCAUUAAGUGGGUUAUCACAGAUAUGGAUAAGAGCGAAUAUGAAAAAGACUCUCCAAGACUGACCAAAACUAACCCAAUACUGUAUUACAUGCUCCAGAAAGGAGGCAACUCUGUUACCAGUCGAGAAACACAAGACAAGGACAUCUGGAGGGAGCCUUCAUCUGCUGAAAGUGUCUCACAGGUUACAAUCAAGGAAGAGUUACUUCCUUCUGCAGAAACUAAAGCUUCUUUCUUUAACUUAAGAAGCCCUUACAAUAGCCAUAUGGGAAAUAACGCUUCUCGCCCACACAGCGCAAAUGGAGAAGUUUAUGGACUUCUGGGAAACGUGCUAACAAUAAAAAAAGAAUCAGAAUAAAAUGUACCUGCCAUCCAGCCUGGAUCUUUUUAAAACUAAUUAGUAUGAACUUGAGAUCUGUAUAAAUAAGAGCAUGACUUGAGAAAAGCAUGAUAUAUUUGAAACUUUUUUUCAUUUUGCAAAGUAUUGGUUACUGGUGAUGUUUAAAUAUGCAUACUAAUUUUUGCUUAACAUUAGAUGUCAUGAGGAAACUAUUGAACUAGCAAUUGGUUGUUUAUCAUUUCUGUAUGCAUCAGGUAACAACUGUGAGUAAUCUAUGAAUGAAAUUCUUUUAUAAUCAUAAAUAAGAGGCAUAAAUUAAAAUGUAAAAACUCCAUCAGUAGUGGAUCGAUGCAUUGUGCUGCCUUUAUUAGAGUACUUUAAUUUGCACCUCAGAAGUCAGCCUACAUAACAUAUGUUUUUAAAGUCCAAACUGUUAACUCUUUAAAGGAUAAUUACCUAAUUAAAAACAAAACCUUGUGCUGAUUCACAUCUCAUUUUCAAUUCAAAAAUAAAUUAGAAAAAAAUUGCAUACAUUUUUCACUUUUGCUAA
This is a messenger RNA of Castor canadensis (American beaver), 5010 nucleotides long. RefSeq names its product nuclear receptor interacting protein 1 (gene Nrip1). Gene Ontology annotation, cellular component: nucleus. Gene Ontology annotation, biological process: circadian regulation of gene expression; negative regulation of transcription by RNA polymerase II; positive regulation of transcription by RNA polymerase II. Gene Ontology annotation, molecular function: nuclear glucocorticoid receptor binding; signaling receptor binding; transcription coactivator activity. The record is from RefSeq and is a predicted model, not a curated record. Lineage: Eukaryota; Metazoa; Chordata; Mammalia; Rodentia; Castoridae.